Messenger RNA from Racocetra fulgida, 156 nucleotides. Lineage: Eukaryota; Fungi; Glomeromycota; Glomeromycetes; Diversisporales; Gigasporaceae. The record is from the annotation of a GenBank genome assembly.
AUGAUAUUAAGCCAACAAAGUAAAUUAAUUGAUUUUGUAGAAUCAGAACAGUUAAAAGAUAUAAAAUUAAGCCAACAAAGUAAACAAAUCGAUUCUGCAGAAACAGAAAGAUCAAAAAAUAUGAAAUUGAGCCAACCAAGUAAACAAAUUGAUCCU